AUGGAUAACACCCAUCAAGACUCCGGAUCAAAUGCCGGCAGUGUUACUGGUGUGCCCACUACCCAACAAACCAGUCGAGGAACCCAAACAGGCGCUACAAUGACAACACAGCCAGGCUCUUUCCAGCUUUUUGGAAAUUUGCCGCCCGAAUUAAAAUUAAAGAUUUUGAACAUCGCCGCCCGAGAGGUUCCUCGUACCAUCGAGAUGACACCACAAGGAAACCAUCGAGGAUACGCACCUGCGCUACUUGGAGUCAGCCAUAUGGCCCGCGAAGAGGCUUUGAAAGUUUAUAUUGCCUUGCGACCAAGAUCUCUACAGCGUAUCUGGUUCAACCCGGACAACGAUACCCUCAUAUUGAAUAUUGGACUAACGAUGUCAACGAUUUCUCGAACAGCACCGCCUGUGCUAACGUCAAUUGCAUUAGCACCAGCUGCGUUAACACCAAUCGUAUUGCCAGCACCUGAAUCGACGCUAAUUGCAUUACCACUACCUGCAAUGUAUCCAUUUUCAUUAGGGGCGCCUGCCCUGGAUAGACUUUUCUUUUUCCAUAUCGUUGAAGCUAGGAACACACCUGAAAUCUCGCAAUGGAUGGCUUCCAUGGGAAUUAAAUCGUUUGUAAUUAGGUUAGGAUUUUAA
Messenger RNA from Botrytis deweyae, 636 nucleotides. RefSeq lists its product as uncharacterized. Lineage: Eukaryota; Fungi; Ascomycota; Leotiomycetes; Helotiales; Sclerotiniaceae. The transcript has 2 exons. The record is from RefSeq and is a predicted model, not a curated record. Bases 1 to 636 code for a protein of 211 amino acids.